UCACUCCAUUGAAUCAUUUCAGCGCGAAAUUUUUCUUUUAACGGACCAUCAGUCAUCAUUUCAUUUACAUCAUCAGUAGUUAAGUUAUGGCUUUCAGCAUACAAUCGUUUCAGUGGCCCUGAAAUUCGAAUAAUUGUGUAAUUCUCCUCCCCUAGUCUGAAACAAUCCCAGUAUGACGAGUAUCCACGCUGGUGCAAUUAGCGAAGUCCACGAAAUGCCGAUGUCUGCGAUAAUAAGACCGUUUCAGUCUCAACUCGAAGAAGACAAAGUGAGUUCAUUGAUGAACACACUAUCGAACCCGAGUAAAAAAAGCGAAGUUCCACCGAUCGAUGUGUUAUGGAUCACUGGACGUGAAGGUGGGAAUUAUUUUUACAGUUUUGGGGGCUGUCAUCGAUAUGAAGCGCAUAAAAGACUGAAUUUGGAUACGAUUAAAGUCAAGUUAGUUAAGUCGAAUAUUCAAGAUUUGAAAUGUUAUUUAGGUGGCAGUAUGCCCGAUUUGAAAUAAACAAAUGUUGUUUA
Molecule: messenger RNA, 519 nt
Organism: Tribolium madens (black flour beetle)
Lineage: Eukaryota; Metazoa; Arthropoda; Insecta; Coleoptera; Tenebrionidae
Product: putative sulfiredoxin
Exons: 2
Coding region: 173-505 (110 amino acids)
Biological process (GO): cellular response to oxidative stress
Cellular component (GO): cytoplasm
Molecular function (GO): sulfiredoxin activity
Source: RefSeq, a predicted model, not a curated record